UUAUUAUUUAAAAUUCGUUUUAUUGACGUUGAUUUUGUUGAUUUUAAGUUGCCUAUUCUGCGAAAUAGGUCGCGGUUUUUCCUUUGUUUCACAAUAGCGGUAUUUUUGACCUGCGUCAGUUGUUUUGCACUCUGCUUGAGCGAUAAAGAUAAACUAAUUGCGUUCGGCGAGAGUUCAUUUACUCCACUGAUCUGCCGCAAAUAUUUUUAUUAUCAUUACUAAGAUAGUUCGAAACUUUAAAAUAGGUUCAACGUCAUAAAAUCGUACAUGCUUUGUUGUUUUUUCUACUUUAUAUAGAUUUCAAUGAUUAAUCAGAUUUAGAUUAUUAAUUGAUAACAUUACAAAUAAAAUACUAAUUAUAAACAUAUUUUUUAUAUAAACAAUUUAUUUUUUUAGGAUACUGUCAAAUAGUUGUCAAACGAAAUGUCAAAAAUCUUCUAAGAAAAUUCAAAUUCUAAGGUUUGUGAACCUCAAUGGCACUGCAUAUAAAUAAAACGAAACUAAUUGAUUAACAUUUUCAAUGGGAUAACAUUUUAAUGAAAAUUAAUGGAAAAGCUUCAAAUAAAAUAAUGUUAUAGUUCGCAACUUUAAAAUAGGUUCAACGUCAUAAAAUCGUUACUGUCAAACAGUUGUCAACGAAACGUCAAAAAUCUUCUAAGGUUUCUCUAACGACAUUGCAAAUAAAUAAAACGAAACUUAUUGAUUAACAUUUCAAAUGGGAAAACAUUUUCAUGAAAAUUAAUGGGAAAGAUUUAAAUAAAAUAAUGUUAAAGUGUGAAAUUUGAGGAAAAUUCUGUGGAGUGGGGAUGAAAAGUUUGUUUUUAAUGUCAAAUUUGACAGAAUGCAAUAAACUUAACCUCAACACUUUUGAAUCUGUUUAAUACAUAAGUUAUUAUCCUUAUUAUUAUACAUAAUCGUAACUAAACUAAUGUAAAAAUUUUAUGAUUUAAGAACUUUAUGACUUUUUGUUUUUAUAAAUAAACAAUACUCAGGUUUUCUAUGUUAACUUAGCAAAAUAUCAGGAAGUAACAUUUGAUGCAACACAAACUCCACAUACAUAUAUCAUUCAACUUUUAAGUUGAACCAGCAUACACAAUAUGGAAUACAUCCUUGUAUUGAUACAUACUGAGAGGAGAUUUUAAACAUAUCCACUAGGGAUCCACCGUAGAGUGUCUUAGAGUAAUAUAAGAUAGCUUCUGGGAACACCUUUGGAGGACUUGUCACAAAGUGGGAAGUCUUACAGCAAUGUUUAACUCAGUCACAAGCAACCUCUGCUUUAUAAAUCAUGAGAUCUGCAACUUUAAAUACAAUUAAGCUUGGUUUUGUGUUCUAAAUGAUAUUUGAUGGGAAAUAGAUUUCAUCAUUGACAUGUUUAUAAUAAACCAACAAGGAAAUAAACAAAGUUUUCAAAGAUCAAAGAGGGGCAUUUGAAAUAAUUAUCGCGUUAUCAGUAAAAUAGUGGGUUACAAAUGUACUCCUUGGCAUUAUAAAUUAUAAAUAACACCAGCUGCAGCGACGCUUUGUUGAGUUGAUCUACUUUUGAAGGCAAACAAACAUCACUCUCUUUGCAAUCCUUUAAUAUUUAUCAAGUUGGUUGCUAUUAUCGACGAAACGAUGACCCCUUUGAAGGUGAAAAAAUCUUAAAAUCAGAAACGAUAGUAUUUAAGAAUGCGUUAAGGUUUUAUUUGGUGGGAUAAUGAAGAAAUUGUUUAAUUUGGGUCUUUUAAAAUAGAGAAAAUCUUUUUUAUCACCACAUUAUUUUCACCUCAGCACUCAAAAAACAUCAAUUUGAAGAGGCGGUCCGAGCUGAACUGCGGUACUAUAAUUAAACUCGAAGUCUCGAGCAAAGUUCCGAGAGCGCCGGCAGCAGCUACUCGAAAAUUUUUAGUGCCUUUCAGUUAGUGCCUCGGUUGAAACCGUUAAACAAGCGCACCCAAUUCCUAAAAAACUUAUACAAUAACUUAAAAAAUAUCUUUAAUUGAAAGAGUAUCAAAAAAAAAUUCGCCCCUCGUUUGCGAGGUUCUAAGAAAACAUGGUGAUCGCGAACGGUUUAUUACUAUUUAUAAGUUCAACCAAAUAUAUCCUGUGAGUAAUGGUAGACGAGCCACGUGUUCGCUUCGACAACGAUUCAACGUAGUUUUGCACUUUCCAAAAUGAAUAGUUUAAUAAUAUUUCCAUUACGAUUUUUUUUAAUAUAGUAAAACAAUAAUAUGAAUGAACUGGAACCAAACUUGGAAAAACAACAACAAAGUGCUGCUGCCGCGAAGAGGAACAGCGGUUUAUUUUCGAUUUUGAAAUGGUUUAAAGGUUCAAAUUCAUCAAGGGAAUCGGUGAAUUCCGACUCUUCUUUGGGAGGCUCAACGUCGAGCUGUGAUAGCGUCGAUUCUACGAAUAGCACAGGAACCGUUGCUUCUUUUUCCUUCGUACCACCGCACGCCUACAAAACGCAAAUCGUGGAAAGGUGCGUUCAGCAGGAACCGGAAACCGAUACAUACAAAGCUAGAGUUAAACAAAGGGAAAAAGUUAAGGAAAGAGACAAGAAUUUAACGCUAAGAAAAAAAUAUAAUUUAUUUUUUAAUCGUGAUACUUUAUUAAAGCCAAGCAAAAACGACGAAGAUAACAGCAAAAGUUUACCUUUGAUGACCAAAAAAGAGAUGAGUGAAGAGGAGAGGAUUCAUCGAAGAACUGCAAGUGAAUCGUCGAAAAUUAAAAAAGCUGGGGCAUAUUGUCACGUUAAAGGUAAACGAAAAGCCCCGGCCCCUCCAAGUUUAUUGCAAACUCAAGAUAAUUCAGAAGAAGGCACAACUAGUUGGAGGAGAAAAAAAAGAGUUGCUCCAGCACCUCCAAAAGAAUCUAAAAAAACUAAGGAAAAACAAGAUGGAAAAUACGAAACGAUUCAAUAUGUUGAUUCAGAUGUGCUUUUUAACGAUUCAUUAAAGUUAGAACACGGAAUUUUAAAACCAGCUAAAGACCAGACUACAACAUCGAAUGAAAAAUUAUCAACCUCACCGAAUUCGAGUCACGUGGAAGCUCCAGUAUCUCCUCGCCCGUGGUACAAACGAAACUCUGCGGUGCCAAGAAGAGAAAACGUUCCGGAGACUUCGAGGAACUCGACAUCGUUGGAUCUAAAUAUAGACGAAUCCAGAAUAGAUAGGAAAAAGGACGACAAACGUAAGUCCGGACUCUCAUUUUUAACUAACAUCAGUGAAUUGGAUAGGGAGGCGACGGAAAUCAUGAAGAAGGAAAAGGAAGAGUCCUCAGUAAGUGAAAUGCCGGCGUUCAUGAGGCCCAAACAAGAAACGUCCACAAACAGCGUUGAUAAUAAUAAUACUUUAGUGUCGCCGAAACGGAAAUCGGCCAAAGAUCUAAUAGCCAAAUUUAAUGCCAUCACAAAUGUAACUAAAGUGACUGUGAAUCCGUUCCAAAAAAAUAAAGAUUAUUUCGGGAAAUCAUCAAAGGACCAAAAGAAAAAUGUUAGAAAAGGUGGAAACGAUACGGUUUUGAAUCCAUUAAUGAAAUCGGAAAGUGCAAGUGCGAUUAAAUCGAAUACUCCUAAAGCCGACAGAAAAUCAUGGAAUUGUCCCAAAUGUUCGAUUCAAAACGAAUAUUGGAGAAUAAUUUGCCACGUUUGUUCGACGAUUAAACCAUACUUCGACGAUUUAGCUUUACCAUCAUCAUCCAAAAACUCACCAGAAAAAAACGUUGAAAUCAAACCGGACGGAAUUAACAAAAACUUUCUUCAAAGACCCAGCGAAAUCAUUACCGGUCAAUUAGAAAGAUCAAAAACGCAAAUUGGAUUUACAGCUUUAUCACGUUAUAAUGAACAGAAAGAUAGAAGGAUUGAAAAAUCUGUUUCUGUAGAUGAAACUAAGAAUAAAAAUAAAGAAAUCAAAAAUAAAGAAAUUAAAAAUAAAGAAAUCAAAAAUAAUGAAAUUAAAAAUGAUGAUGCUAAGGAGGGAGAGAAUAAAUUGGGUGAUAAUAAAAGAGAGGAACGUGAAAAACUUAUUAAAAUGUUGAUUGAGAUGAAAAAUUCGCUGCCCAAAAGAAAAUUAAAUUCAAAUAAGGAUAAUAAAAGGACGAGUAUUAUUGAGGAGGGGUUGGAAAUGUUGGAUAAUGAAGCUAAAAUGAAGGAAAAAGGUGUUCAGAAAGAUAUGCAAAAAGAUAUUGAGAAGGAUUUGGGAAAGGAUGUUGAAAAAGAGUUUCAAAAAGUUAUUAAGAAAGAUGUUCAAAAAGAUAUACAAAAAAAUGUUCACAUAGGAAUGCAACAAGGAAUUAUAAAAGAAAUGAUUAAAGAAGAGAAUAUUGAAAAGGAAAUAAAUGAAAAUAAUCAAUUGGAACAAACGGACGAGGAGAAAAAGGUAAAAGAAAUCUUGUUUUCUAAAGAUGUUGGGUUUAAAAUUAAACAACCAGAUAAAACAAACAAACCAACUUUUUCAAACUUUUUAUUAAACGGUCAAAUAAAAAAUGCAAAUCCAACCAAGAACGCAAAAGAAACUCCACAAUUUGUCAAUGGAAAAUCUUUAAAGGAACAAUUUCUUAAAGAAAAUAUAUCAAACGAACAACCUGUUAAAGAGCAGCAUCAAAUGAACGAAAUUUUGGAACCAAAUAAAGCAGAAUUAAUCUUAGUAACUCAAGAAACAAUUUAUGAAAAUAUAAAAAUGAAAAAAACUGAAGCUCCAAAACCAUUAAAAGUGUCGAGUUCCGCUCAAACAAGUGCGGUUGUUCGAAAAGUUCUUCCAGAAUCGGUGAGUGGAGCAAUUAAAAAAGAUGGAAGAUUCGAAUUAAUGAAGGCAAAAGAUUUUGCGGAGAAAACCGUAAAUCUUCCCGACCACGUCUACGCUAAUUUGGCCGCGAAAGAUAACAUGUCGCUCUUUGUAAAUAUGCCGAAAAAAUUUGCCGAAUUAAAAGAUAACCUUUUAAAAACGGAAAUUUCAAAUACGGAUACUUUGGAAAUAAAUCGUCUGUUGAGAAGGUUAGAGACGGCGAUAGCUAAAGGGGAAAUGACCGAUGCGGCUAUUUACGCGAGGGAUUUGGCCCAAUUAAAAGUUAAUUGUUCGGUGAUACGGCAAAAAGAGAAUAAAGCUGAGGUUGGAAAAAGACUUGGAGAGUUUCUGGUGAAUAUGUUUGUUGAAGAUCGAUUAUCUCAUAGGGGCCCGUUCCCUAUCAAGGUAAUCGCAGAACAAACCGUCGGAGAAUUAAAAAUCCAAGUUGAGAAGGAAUUCGAAAUUCCAACCGCCGUUCAACGAUGGAUUCUUGGAAAAGAAUUAGCUACCCAAGAUGGUAGCACUUUAAAAGACCAUCAUGUUACAACGGAGGGGUGCCCGAUUUUUUUGUAUUUAGUGGCCCCAACAAGAGAUUCUAAAGUAAUAGAAGAAAAGAAACUUCCAGAAGAGAAACCAAUAAAUAAAAAGGAAGAUCCUCCCAAUAAACAAACAACGGAUUUAGUAAAACCACAAAUAGUCGAUUACAAAGUAAAACAACCACCCAAAAACUUGGAAAACAUAAAAAUCGACAUUACAAUAGAAGAAAAGCAAAUUUCUAAACCUUUAAAUACAGUUCCUACUCAAAACGAAGCUUCUCCUUCCGCGUCAUCAUCAUCAAUCCUAACGGAAAACACAAAACAUUUAAAAACAUUUUCUGAUGAUGAUGACGACGAUUAUGACUGCAAAACUUUGAAGCCGUUAAUAAAAGAUUGGGAGUGUAGAAUGUGCACGCUUUUAAAUCCCAUUACAAGUAAUAUUUGCGCGGUGUGCGCUUUUGUUAGGCCAACAAUCGCGCCGAGAGGGGCUAAAAAGAAAGCACCACAACCUAUGGAAAGAAAAAAACAUAAAGAAGAAAUUCCAGUUCAACAUUACCAACAAUUAGUUAAUUUAGACAGUACGGAUUUAGUGGAAAAUACCGAAAAAUUCGAAUGUGUUAUUUGCAUGAUAGAAAUUGAGAAGGGCGAAGGGGUUACAUUGAGAGAAUGUUUACAUCAAUUUUGUAAAUUAUGUCUUGCACAUACCAUUAAAUUUACUGAAGAGGCUGAGGUGAAAUGUCCGUAUCGAGACGAUCAAUAUUCUUGUGAUAUAGCUUUACAAGAUAGGGAAAUAAAAGCUUUAGUUUCACCGGAUAUCUAUGAACAAUUUUUAGCACGUUCUGUUACUCAAGCUGAAAAUAGAACCGAAAAAUCUUUUCAUUGCAAAUCCCCCGAUUGCAAAGGAUGGUGUAUCUUUGAAGAUAAUGUUAAUGAAUUUCGAUGUCCAGUUUGUAAAAAAGUUAAUUGUUUAACAUGUCAAGCUAUUCAUACUGGUUUAAAUUGCAAACAAUACCAAGAAAGAAUGAACGAUGCAUCUGCAAUUGAUGAGGAUGCAAAAAGAACUCGAGAAAUGUUAGAAGAAAUGGUAAAUAAAGGAGAAGCAUUAAAUUGUCCUGCUUGCCAAGUGAUACUAAUGAAAAAAUGGGGCUGUGAUUGGGUUAGAUGUUCGAUGUGUAAAACAGAAAUUUGCUGGGUAACAAAAGGACCCAGAUGGGGACCCGCCGGAAAAGGCGAUACCUCCGGAGGUUGUAAAUGUGGUGUAAACGGAGUGAAAUGUCAUGCCCAAUGUAAUUAUUGCCAUUAAAUUAUUUAUUAAACACGCCACAUUGUACCAAUUUUACCAUUUAGAUUAAGCAUUUUUAUAAUACAUAAGCUGAUUCAAAGAUUGUUUUACUAAUAUCACUCUUUUUUAUACAUAAUGUGUUCAGCUAGAAGUUAUUAAUUUAAAUAAUGCAUACAUAAUAAAUCUAGUCUUUACUAGUC
Messenger RNA from Onthophagus taurus, 6781 nucleotides. Lineage: Eukaryota; Metazoa; Arthropoda; Insecta; Coleoptera; Scarabaeidae. The record is from RefSeq and is a predicted model, not a curated record.